This is a messenger RNA of Helianthus annuus (common sunflower), 423 nucleotides long. RefSeq lists its product as uncharacterized. The transcript has a single exon. The record is from RefSeq and is a predicted model, not a curated record. The coding region runs from base 1 to 423 and encodes 140 amino acids. NCBI's taxonomy places the organism in Eukaryota, Viridiplantae, Streptophyta, Magnoliopsida, Asterales, Asteraceae.
AUGGCGUCUACUUUAUCAAGUGAGAUAAAAUGGAAUGCCCUUAUUCACAUGCUAUAUAUGAUCCCAUGGAAAGCCCUUCUCCCCCUCAUGGCACGAACCGUAUUCGAUAUAACACUGAAAGUUCACCGUGAGGUUCAAAAGAGAGACGUUGAAGCUGCCUGGAAUUUAUUAAACUGGAUUCUCCAUCGGCUUGACAAGAUGAAACCAGCUGCUCAGAUUCAAGCAGGCGGUCCGAUGCAAUAUUCCGGUAAUACAAUCAGAAUACCAAGCAAGCGUUUGGCAUACCCGACUGUGUCAAGGCUGUUGAGGCGUCAAGUGCCUGUGAUGAGUAAUAUGAAGUGUUCACAGUUGGUGUACGGUGAUAAUGGUGUUGCGAAGGGAGUGAUUCGCGAUGAUAUAAUGCAAUGGUUGAGUCAUGGGUAA